GUGGGUUCUGCAGCCAGAGAUCCAGUAGUCAUCGUGGAAGGCUGGACACCAGAGCCCUGCUAGAGAGGAUUUGUGCAGGAGUGUAGGAGUUUAGCUGUGUAGCCGUGAAGGAGUGUAGGAGUUUAGCUGUGUAGCCGUGAAGGAGUGUAGGAGUUUAGCUGUGUAGCCGUGAAGGAGUGUAGGAGUUUAGCUGUGUAGCCGUGAAGGAGUGCAGUAGUUUAGCUGUGUAGCCGUGAAGGAGUGCAGGAGUUUAGCUGUGUAGCCGUGAAGGAGUGUAGGAGUUUAGCUGUGUAGCCGUGAAGGAGUGUAGGAGUUUAGCUGUGUAGCCGUGAAGGAGUGCAGGAGUUUAGCUGUGUAGCCGUGAAGGAGUGCAGGAGUUUAGCUGUGUAGCCGUGAAGGAGUAUAGGAGUUUAGCUGUGUAGCCGUGAAGGAGUGUAGGAGUUUAGCUGUGUAGCCGUGAAGAAGUGUAGGAGUUUAGCUGUGUAGCCGUGAAGGAGUGCAGGAGUUUAGCUGUGUAGCCGUGAAAGAGUGCAGGAGUUUAGCUCUGUAGCCGUGAAGGAGUGCAGGAGGGAGUGCAUCUCUGCAGAGCUACAACUGGCCUGUGGAAGAGCUGUCCUGGAGUGUUUCUCUGUCUGUACCAUUAACAGCCUGGGAGAGAUGGACAGUCACAACCACAGCCACAGGAGGCAGGAGGCUCAGUCCACUGAUAUGGAGUUGCGGAUCCUGGUGGUGGGGUCCAGUGGACCGUCUCAGUUCUCUCUGACCAACUCUAUCCUGGGGCGGGAGGAGUUCUCCAAGGACGUCACCAGCAUCGUCCAGAGCAGGAAGAACCUGGGGGACCUGGCUGGGACGCGUGUCGCUGUGGUCAACGGACCCAACCUCUACGGGAAGCACCUGUCCCGCACUAAGAUGAAGACAGAGAUGAAGAGGUGCAAGUGUCUGUCAGCCCCCGGCCCUCACGCCCUGCUCAUGGCCUUUGACCUGGAGCAGAUCUGCCCCAACGACGUCAAGACGCCCAAGCUGAUGGUGAAGCGUUUCGGUGAAGAUGCCCUUUCCCACACCAUGGUCCUCCUGGCCUACGAGGGGGACGUAGACAUUCUGGCACUGGAGAACCGGGUCAGCACUGACUGGCACAUCCGGGCGCUCAUCGAGCAGUGCGGCGGGCGCUACCACGUCUUCAACAAGAACUGGAGGGACCGUUCUCGAGACAAGGAGCUCCUCCAGAAGAUUGAACGGAUGCUGGCGACCUUGGGCGGGCAGCACUACACCAGCCGCUCCUACGGGCAGGCGGAGGAGAGCGUGAGGAAGGAAGAGAGGAAGCUGCUGAAGAAGAGGGCGGCGGAGACAGAGGAGGCAUGGAGGGAGCUGGAGCAGCAGUACCGGGGGGAGGCGCUGCGCUGGCAGAUGGACGCCUACAACAGCAGCGUGGGAGCAGAGAUCAGGGCUAAAGCCGAGAUGGACAACGGAUGGUUGAGGACGUCGCUCGCCGUAGGGGCGGGGUUGGGGCUGGCAGCGGGGGCCGCCAUGGGGAUGGCGAUGGGGGCGGUGGCGGGUGUGAUGGGGAUGACGAUGGGAGGUGCUCUCGGAGGGCUGAUGGGUGGGUCGGCGGGUGGGACGGCCCAGGUAGCGAUAGAACACCUGGAGGAUAGAGUGGGACCACACGCUACUAACUUCAACACCGUGUUCAUCAACCGCUUCUUCAGGCCACCUCGUUCAUGA
This is a messenger RNA of Coregonus clupeaformis (lake whitefish), 1719 nucleotides long. RefSeq names its product GTPase IMAP family member 9-like. The record is from RefSeq and is a predicted model, not a curated record. The transcript has 3 exons. The coding region runs from base 658 to 1719 and encodes 353 amino acids. NCBI's taxonomy places the organism in Eukaryota, Metazoa, Chordata, Actinopteri, Salmoniformes, Salmonidae. Gene Ontology annotation, molecular function: GTP binding.